AUGACAUUCGCCAGAAUAGCAGCAACCCUCACUGCCUUUGCGGUAGUGGGAAAUGCUAGAACGUGUAUGGAAACUGAGGUGGUCAUAUUAGGUGCCGGUGUGGCGGGCGUGACUGCUGCAGAAACACUGCACAACAACGCUGUCGAAAAUUUUAUCGUACUAGAGUAUCAGGACCGUAUUGGUGGGCGGAUGCACGAGGUUACCUUUGGCAAAGGGCAACAAUAUGUACACGGAAAUGGAGGACCUGAAACACAUGUGAAUCCCAUCUGGGACCUAGCUAUUAAAGCCAACCUCCGCACACUGACCAGUGAGGUUGAGAAUGCUACGUUCCUGUUCAACGCACUGGAAGCUGUCAGCGACGCCGACUCCAAGGUCCUCGCCGACGCUGGCAUCCGACUUCACCACCACCUCGAAGACCGUACAUACCGCGCGGCCCUUCGCCGAACCCGAAACAGACGAAUCAGCGGAAGAAACUUCCGAGUUCUAUACCGCAGCAACGACCAAUGCGACGGCCAAGUUCUUCUCUCACCGAGAGGAGUUCAGCUUCGAUCAGCGAACGUAGUAGGUCCACUCCUCGAAGGACAGAAUGCUUGGCGCCUUCGGAAAAACACCAUCGUCAAAGAAAUUGAGCACGACGAUGACUCCGUGACAGCAUAUAGCACGGAUGGGAAUUGUGUGCGAGCCAACUGUGAAGUUUACACCCGAACUGCCAAGGUGGAACAAAGAUGCCAUUGCGAGCUUCGAAAUGAUCACGUAUACCAAGAUAUUCAUGCAAUUUCCGCGUUCCUUCUGGCCCAAGAACCACCAUUGGAUGUUCCCGGUGUGCUGGAGGGAUCGAAUAUCCUUGUUGUUACUGUUGUCAACGAUCAGGCGCAUCGGGUUGAGCGGCAAAGCGAGGCCAAGACACAAUCUGAGAUUAUGGAAUCGAACGGCUCGUACUCGAACUGGCCGCCCGCAGUAUCUGCCAACACGCAUCGGAAUCUCCGAGCAAAUGUUGGGCGGGUUUUGUUUGCUGGAGAGGCUACAAGCCCAAAAUUCUCGGGAUUUCUGCAUGGCGCGUACUAUGAAGGAAAGCGUGCGGCGGAGUCCUUUACUUCGCGUGAGGAAGCAGAGUGGGGCGACUAUAACCCUAGUAAAGAACCACUUGGUUCUUCCCUGCCUUUAAAGUUAUUGUAA
Aspergillus eucalypticola CBS 122712 is the source of this 1176-nucleotide messenger RNA. Its product is annotated as FAD/NAD(P)-binding domain-containing protein. The transcript is spliced from 12 exons. Gene Ontology annotation, molecular function: oxidoreductase activity. Bases 1 to 1176 code for a protein of 391 amino acids. The record is from RefSeq and is a predicted model, not a curated record. Lineage: Eukaryota; Fungi; Ascomycota; Eurotiomycetes; Eurotiales; Aspergillaceae.